Molecule: messenger RNA, 1171 nt
Organism: Trematosphaeria pertusa
Lineage: Eukaryota; Fungi; Ascomycota; Dothideomycetes; Pleosporales; Trematosphaeriaceae
Exons: 1
Coding region: 122-913 (263 amino acids)
Source: RefSeq, a predicted model, not a curated record
GUGAGCGGACACAUCACACGAUCCUUCAAGUUCUUGCCUUGAAAUUAAAGCCCAUACAUGCCCUUACUUUCUUCUCAGUUCUCCUUUCUGCUUCAAUUCCCUAUACACCCUUUCAUCAAUCAUGAAGAGCUUGUUGCAAGCGAUUAUACUUGCAUGCACGGCGGCUGCAUCGGCACAGCUUAAUAGCGAUGUCCAGGCGUCAGUGGCAUCAGUGCUAAUGACAGCCAUUCCUCCGGAGUCACUCCAACUGGCUCUGACGAACUCAGCCUCCUUUUCUGCAGAGCUCGCUUCGUUGCUCUCUGCAGGAAACACGCCGCAGUGGUAUCAGGAUCUACCUUCGGAUGUCAAGACGCUUCUACCCCAAUUGUAUCCGGCUACGAUGACAGCGGAGAUGACUGCUUCCGACGAUCCAAACUCAUCACCCGCACGUACGAGCGCUCCAAUCACUUCAAGUUCGACAAUGCCGUCGACAUCCCAAGUCACCGCGACUAAUUCACCUACAUGGGUCUCAGUUGGCGUUGGCUACGACAGCACCAGCACCACGCUCUCGACCGCUACAGUACAGCCCACCGCCUCAUCCAGUCAGUCACCGGCUACCGCUGGAUCCAACGGCGCUCUGUCGACGGGAGCUAAAGUCGGAAUCGGCGUUGGCAUACCGUCCGUCGCCUUGAUUGCCGCCGCCGGGAUUGGAGCGUUCAUUAUCGGGAUGCGGAGGGGAAAACGAAAUACUCAGACCGCACCGAAUGCUGUCUACGAUGAGUAUGUCAGGAAGAAUCCCCCGCCGCCGUCCAACUUUCAGAGCUGGCCAGCUCAGGGAAUGUACCAGCAAGGCUAUGGGCCGGAAUAUGCGGAAAUGAGCACGACUGCGAACGUGCCGGAGAUGCAGGGGAGUGCGUAUAAAAACGUGGGAUGAACUCUGGCCUGUGAAGCUGUUCCUUCUUCCUUCUUAUCUUUCCGGUUUGGGUAACAUACGGUCUUGGUGAUGUGGAGGGUCUUUUUCUUCGGUCGCUGGUGAAUCGUCGUUGGCGUUGCACCAUUGUAGCUCGUCCGCCAACGUGAAAGUUAGGCGGCGACUGUUGGGCGGCCGUUUAAUUGCUUUGAGACGGGUAGCCUAUGGCAACGCUCCCGUGAAGUUGCAAUGUCGCACUGGGAGGCAAACAUUUUGUUGCAG